This is a messenger RNA of Schizophyllum commune H4-8, 950 nucleotides long. RefSeq names its product DUF1264-domain-containing protein. Lineage: Eukaryota; Fungi; Basidiomycota; Agaricomycetes; Agaricales; Schizophyllaceae. The record is from RefSeq and is a predicted model, not a curated record. The transcript has 3 exons. Bases 202 to 876 code for a protein of 224 amino acids.
CGGACGAGAGGGCGCAAAGAGGGUGCCUUCGAUUGUGCUGGAUGUGCGGCGAGUUGGGGCUUGACGUCGAGGGCUCUACGCCUGUGUUCAGCAGGUCAGAAUUCGAAGAAAGGGCGGGGGAGGUGACGUCAAGAGCGCGUACGCGAAGGGAUCCUCCUGCAUAUAACACGAGUCGCGAGAGAGUAGCCUCACACAUUUGCCAUGUCUACCAACGCAGCACACAAUAUCGCGAAAGAGCCCGUCGAUACCAAGGACACCAUCCUGGAGACGGGCGCAAGCAUCAUUCAGGACUUUGAGCCAGUCAACAACAUCUGCGCACACCUGAAUGCUUACCACAUCUAUGCCGACGAUCCCUCCCGCGCAGUCGAAGCCCAGCACUACUGCACACACAUCUCCAAAGACAUCCGCCAAUGCAUCAUCUACGACUCACCCGAGAAGAACGCCCGCCUCAUCGGCGUCGAAUACAUGAUUACUCCGCGCCUCUACGAAGAGCUACCCCCCGACGAGCGCAAGCUUUGGCAUAGCCACGUCUUCGAAGUCAAGUCCGGCCAGCUCAUCAUGCCUCAGCCAAAGACCUCCCUCACCCCCGCGAAGGUCUGGGAGACGGCCGAGCUGAAGGAGAUGGAGGACGUGAUUGGGCUGUAUGGGAAGACGUAUCAUCUCUGGCAGGUCGAUCGGGGAGACGCGGUCCCGUUGGGUCCGCCGAAGCUGAUGAUGAGCUUCACGCAUGCGACGGAGAACUUUGAGAAGGUAGUGCAGGAUAGAGACAAGCGGUGGGGGGUCGACCAUGAGGAGAAGGCGCGCUCGAGGGCAUAUAUUCCAGAUCCAAAGGUGCAUCCGGACGCGGAUGCCUGGGAUCACAGCAAGCUAGCCUAGGUUGAUCAGUUGUCUGUAACAAAGCAGAGCUGCAAGACGCACACAUUUACAAUGUUAUGUUCACCACUCAGAUG